AUGCUGAGGAUGAAGCUGCCGCUGAAGCCGACGCACUCCGCGGAGCCGCCGCCCGAGGCUGAGGAGCCUGAGGCAGACGCGCGGCCGGGCGCGAAGGCGCCUCCGCGCCGCCGCCGCGACUGCCGCCCCCCGCCGCCGCUGCCGCCGCCUUCGGGCGCGCCGCGGGGACCCCCGCCGCCGCCGCCGCCGCCGUCCCGGGGGCUCGGGCCGCCUGUUGCUGGCGGGGCAGCGGCGGGGGCGGGCAUGCCGGGCGGCGGCGCGGGGCCCGCGGCGGCGGCUCUGCGCGAGCAGGAGCGGGUGUACGAGUGGUUCGGGAUGGUGCUGGGCUCGGCGCAGCGCCUGGAGUUCAUGUGCGGGCUGCUGGACCUGUGCAACCCGCUGGAGCUGCGCUUCCUCGGCUCGUGCCUGGAGGACCUGGCGCGCAAGGACUACCACUACCUGCGCGACUCGGAGGCCAAGGCCAACGGCCUCUCGGACCCGGGCCCGCUGGCCGACUUCCGAGAGCCCGCCGUGCGCUCGCGCCUCAUCGUCUACCUGGCGCUGCUGGGCUCGGAGAACCGCGAGGCCGCCGGCCGCCUGCACCGCCUCCUGCCCCAGGUGGACGCGGUGCUUCGGAGCCUGCGCGCGGCCCGGGGCGAGGGCUCGCGGGGCGGCGCGGAGGACGAGCGCGGCGAGGAGGACGGCGGCGGCGAGGAGGACGACGCCGAGAAGGACGGCUCCGGCCCGGAAGGCGGCGGCGCGGCGCCCCGGCCGGGCGGCGGGCUGGGAAUCAGGGCCCAGGAGGAACUGCUGCUGCUCUUCACCAUGGCCUCGCUGCACCCGGCCUUCUCCUUCCACCAGCGCGUCACCCUGAGGGAGCACCUGGAGAGGCUCCGCGCCGCGCUCCGCGGGGGCCCCGAGGACGUAGAGGCGGUGCCGGGCCACUUGGCCGGCGCCCGGGCCCAGAAUGACUUGUCUCAUGGUGACUAUAUGCAAAGUCCCGAGGCUGGUUUAAUAGAACAAGCCCCAAUACCUCAUGAUGGACUCACUGUGGCACCUCACAGAACCCAGCGAGAAGCUGUACACAUUGAGAAGAUAAUGUUGAAAGGAGUCCAGAGAAAAAGGGCUGACAAAUAUUGGGAGUACACCUUCAAAGUAAAUUGGUCUGAUCUUUCAGUCACAACAGUAACAAAAACCCACCAAGAACUACAGGAAUUUCUACUGAAGCUUCCCAAGGAGUUGUCCUCGGAGACUUUUGACAAGACCAUCCUCCGAGCCCUGAAUCAGGGCUCGCUGAAGAGGGAGGAGCGGCGGCACCCUGACCUGGAGCCCGUCCUGAGGCAGCUAUUUUCAACUUCAUCACAAGCUUUUCUACAGAGUCAGAAAGUACACAGCUUUUUUCAGUCCUUAUCAUCUGACCCUCUACACAGCCUCAAUAACUUACAAUCCUCUCUGAAGACCUCUAAGAUAUUAGAACACUUGAAAGAAGACAGCUCGGAAGCGUCAAGUCAAGAAGAAGAUGUGUUACAGCACACCGUAAUCCACAAGAAACAUGCCGGCAAAAGCCCCCUUGUGAACACUGUCGGUGCGGGUUGUUCCCCAGGGGACCGGCUCCCCGUGCAGUAUGCUGAGCAGAAUGGAGUUGUGGACUGGAGGAAGCCAGCCUGUGCCACCGGUCAGCGCCAGGAGCAGUGUGUGGCCUUAGUUGACCAGCAUUCAACUGAAAAGCGAAGUUUAUCUUCAAUCAGUAAGAAGAAAGGAAAACCACAAAUAGAAAAGGAGAAAAUUAAGAAAACUGACAAUAGAUUGAAUAGUAGAAUAAAUGGUAUUCGAAUCUCUGCUCUUCCGCACACCCACGGUGGUUCUGUGAAAGAUGUGAGUUUGGACAUUGGAUCUGGACAUGACACAUGUGGAGAGACGUCUUCAGAGAGUUACAGCUCUCCUUCUAGCCCCCGACAUGAUGGAAGAGAGAGUUUUGAAAGUGAAGAAGAAAAAGACAGAGACACAGACAGCAAUUCCGAGGACUCUGGUAACCCCUCGACGACCAGGUUUACAAGUUAUGGUUCUGUCGGCCAGACGGUCACGGUCAAGCCACCUGUUCAAAUUGCUUCCUUAGGAAACGACAGCACAAACCUUUUGGAAGAUCCCUUAAGUUCAGCCAAGUAUCAGCAUAUUUCUUUCAUGCCAACUCUACACUGUGUCAUGCACAAUGGUGCCCAGAAGUCGGAGGUCGUGCUGCCUCCGCCCAAGUCUGCAGAUGGCAAGACAAUCGGGAUGCUGGUCCCCGGCCCCGUGGCGCUCUCCGCCCUCCGGGAGCCCGCGGACCCCGCAUCCGUGGGCGCGCUCGGGUCGGCGGCGUCUGCCGGGGACUCGGAGAAGCCGCUGGAGCUGCUGGCGGCCCCGCUGCCGCUGCCCACUGGCUUCCUCCCUCACGGCGGUGGCCCCGCGCUGCACCUCACCAUCCAGAGGCUGAAGCUGCCGCCGGGCCCCCCUGAGAGCUGCGCCCUGAACCUGGCGCCGCCGCCCGCCGCGGGCCUAAGCGCGGGCUCCGCGAGCGCCGCCUUCGGCCCUGGCCCCGGGCCCUUCCCGGGCUCACCCGUCGGUGCCACGGACCCCGUCCCGAAGGCCGCCUCGCCGGCGGCGGGACUCUCUCCAAUGGUGCCUCAGCUGGAGGGCGGCGCGGCGACUGCGGCCCCGCCUGCCGGCGUGAAGGUGGUGGUCCCUGCGGCCGCGUCUGCCGCCUUCCCUGGGCCAGCCGCCACGAGCGCGCCGUCGGGUGCCCCGAGCCCCGCGCCCAGCGCGAGCCCCGCACCCAGCACGGCGCAGGGCGACGGCGCCGCCUUCCUGGGCGCGGGCGCGCUGCUGGCUCCGGCCGGCGCCUGCGGCUCGUGCGGCCGGCGCUGCGGCUGCGGGGCCGGGCUGCCGCUCGGCGGCUACUACUACCCGGGGCCGGCGCCCGGGCCCCUGUACCGCGUCUCGCCCUUCUUCAGCCUGCCCUCCCUCUGCAACGGCAGCUACCUCAGCCAGGCGCCCCAGGGCAGCGGCGGCCAGCUCCCCUUCUUCCUGCCUCAGGCCCCGUACGCCAGCGGGCUGGUGCCCGACCCGGUGCUGGGCGGCCAGGCCGGCUACGGCGUGCAGCCGGUGGCGGGCUUCGGCCGGUUCUACCCCGUGUACCCGCACAGCGUGGUGGCCGGCUCGGGCGGCGCGGCGCCCAAGAAGAGCGGGAGCGCGUCAUGCUACAACUGUGGCGUGAGCGGACAUUAUGCGCAGGAGUGCAAGCAGUCGUCCAUGGAGGCCAGCCCACAAGGCACUUACAGACUGAGAUACGCACCUCCCCUCCCCCCUUCUAAUGAUACGUUGGACUCUGCAGACUGA
This is a messenger RNA of Rangifer tarandus platyrhynchus (Svalbard reindeer), 3354 nucleotides long. NCBI's taxonomy places the organism in Eukaryota, Metazoa, Chordata, Mammalia, Artiodactyla, Cervidae. The record is from the annotation of a GenBank genome assembly.